Moesziomyces antarcticus is the source of this 1107-nucleotide messenger RNA. RefSeq lists its product as uncharacterized. The transcript has a single exon. The coding region runs from base 1 to 1107 and encodes 368 amino acids. Lineage: Eukaryota; Fungi; Basidiomycota; Ustilaginomycetes; Ustilaginales; Ustilaginaceae. The record is from RefSeq and is a predicted model, not a curated record. Gene Ontology annotation, molecular function: protein-L-histidine N-tele-methyltransferase activity. Gene Ontology annotation, biological process: peptidyl-histidine methylation, to form tele-methylhistidine.
AUGUCUUUCGGGUUCCAAUUCGACGACUCGGAGCUGGACGACGAGUACGUCUCGCUAGCGUCCACACCGGCGCCGGCUGCGUCCACAUUGACCUCGAAUGGCGACGCCUCCUCGGUCCCACAAGCGCCGUACCAGUCGUACCCGCUCGACGACAUGCUCGAGCAUCUGCCCUCGCGCAUAUCGUAUUCGUCGAUCAGCAUCCCGCUCGCUGCGCACGGUACCUCUGUGCAGAUGCUGCGGCGCGACCUGUUCGAUGCGCGCUUUCAGAUGCUGCUCGACGACGAGGAAAGCCCCGAUACAGGCAUGGAUGCGCAGGUGGACGCGCAGUCGGACUUGAUACCUGGCGUGUACGAAGGCGGGCUCAAGACGUGGGAGUGCGCCCUGGAUCUCGUCGAGACGCUCGACGGGCUGCAUUCCGGCCGGUGGUCGGAACACUUCACCGGCAAACGCAUCCUUGAACUCGGAUGCGGCACGGCCCUGCCGUCGCUAUUCAUGCUGACGCAGGUACUGAAUGAACCAGCCGGGGUGGAGAUGACCCUGAACCUGGCGGAUUACAACGCGCAGGUGCUGCAGCUUGUGACGCUGCCCAACGUGCUACUCGCUUGGUGGUCGUCUGCAGCGGCGGCUGAGUUUAGGGCGGGUGCAGGCGCCCAGCAGACCGCGCUGGAACGACAGGAGCUCGCACGGAGGGGACAGGACCAUUUCGAUACCGCACCAGAACACGCAGAUGGACACGGUGAACUGGCCAUCACCCCGGAACUGGUUUCGGCCUUCCGCACCUCGCUGGCCGCACACGGCGUGCAGGUCAACUUCAUCGCGGGCGCCUGGACGAAUUACCCACCACCCGCCCAGGGGAUGGAUCUCAUUCUUACCUCCGAGACCGUAUAUGCGCUGCCGUCACUGCCGCCACUCGUGCAAUUGCUGCACACGUACGCCGCUGCAGAUGCGGCAGUGCUGGUAGCCGCGAAAGUCAUCUACUUUGGCGUAGGCGGUGGCGUGGAAGCGUUCAAGCAAACACUAGCCCAACUGGCGCCCUCCGCCCAAGUGGUUCCCUUACACACCGUCACGCGCGGAGUGGGUCGCACGGUUCUUUCAGUCACAUUCUAG